This is a messenger RNA of Necator americanus (New World hookworm), 210 nucleotides long. RefSeq lists its product as uncharacterized. Lineage: Eukaryota; Metazoa; Nematoda; Chromadorea; Rhabditida; Ancylostomatidae. The record is from RefSeq and is a predicted model, not a curated record. The transcript has a single exon. Bases 1 to 210 code for a protein of 69 amino acids.
AUGGGAUCACCAUCCAUCCAUCCAUCCAUCCAUACCGCCACCGCCACCGUCGCCGGCGCCGCUGCCACCGCAGUCGCCGCCGCCUUAGCACGACGACGACGACGACGACGCGUUACGGCGGAGGAAUCGCAGCAGUCGAGGUGGAAGCAGCAGCAGCAGCGGUCGUGGUGGCAGCGGAAGCAGCUUCGUGUUAUGUUCAGUGGUGCGUGA